CAUUCAGCAACGCUGGGUGACGCUAUCAUAACCUACCGCGCUAGCCGCCACAAUUCAGCCUCCAUUGAUUCCAUGUUCAUCCUCCAGAUCUGAAAGUCUCCAAGAGGGAAAAGCUCUACAGUUGACUCAAAUUAUCUGAUCUUUCCGAUUUCUGUUAUCACAAACAGAACGUGAAAAUGAGCCGAGCACGGGAUCCACACAGAUCUUUCUUCCCCUUUGGAAACCCUUUCCGAAUGAUAUCACCUAAAGGAUCUCAAAUGUCUCCACAACUUCUUGGAAUAUUAAAUUCUUUUGAGGCAACACUGGCAGAGAGGCUGAAGAAGCUUAUGCCGAAAAACAAGGAUGAAAUUCUUAGUAUAUCUUGGAUGACCCUGGCAAUGGAAUCACUUUGUGAAACUCAUAAUGAUAUAAAGAACCUUGCACUAGAUAUUGAUCUCCCUGUGACUGAUUGGGAUGAAAAGUGGAUUGAUGUGUACUUAGACAUUAGUGUGAAGUUGCUAGAUAUAUGCAUUGCAUUUAGUUCCGAGCUCUCACGUCUGAACCAGGGGCAUCUUUUGCUUCAGUGCGCGUUGCAUAAUUUGAACACUGCCUCGCCACAGCAGUUUGUUCGAGCAUGUUCUUCAAUAGAUGGAUGGAGGCAGCGUAUUAAUUCUAGCAAUCCUAGGAUUGAGAAAUGUGGCACCAUUUUAGAUAAUCUUUUGGGAUCACUUGAUUUGCCGAAGGUUAAGAAUUCAGCUAAAGGGAAGGUUUUGAUGCAAGCAAUGUAUGGAGUGAAGGUGGAGACAGCAUUUCUAUGCAGUGUGUUUGCUGCAGUUUUCUCAGGCUCUGCAGAAAAGUUGUUAGAUUUAGAUGUAGCUGACACAUAUUUGUGGGCUCAAGCUUUUACAAAUUUGCAGCAUAGUGUUAGAUUUUCCAAUGGAAGAUUUGAUGUAUUGAAGGAGUUGGAAGAGGUCAAUGCCUUUGUGAAGAAAUUAUACCCUAUAAUCCAGGGUGAACUAGAUACCGUUGAGACAGAAGCGCUUCAGAAGACUGUUGAGGAAACGGGCAAGGCGGCAGAGAAGCUUUCACAAGGACUAGAUCAUCUUGCAAAGGAAGUGGAUGGUUUUUUCCGAGUAGUCUUGUCUGGUCGUGAUGCUUUGCUAUCUUCUCUGAGGUCAGGUGCAACUUUCUACGACAGUAUCUCUGGGGGUAAAAUGGAUGACCAGGGAGUCAAUUGAGUGUGCUGGCAGCCUAACUCUGGUACAUACUGAUGGGCCUAGUGUAACCUGAUGUAUCAAAUAAGAAGAACGUAGUAACUGCCGAACAAAGUGGUUUUCCUCAUCUCCUCUUGGGCACACUUUUCAGCCUUUAUGGCGCUGAAUGAAUUCCUGAGAUGGUGAAAUAAUUCACACUGACGGGAAUCUCGUUGGCCAAGUUCUGCAACCUUGAAUUUGAACCAAUUCUCAAUGGCUAUAGGGGCCUAUACGGUUGAUGGUAUUCCUGGAAGAGGUAGAGACUCUGGUGAUUGCCUCUUGCUAUUCAAUCUGCAUGGGUACACCCAGUGACCAAUUAACUGUUUCAGAGACGGGGGAGGAGAAACAAUGGUGCGGGAGGAGGGGCUAAACGCUGCAACGGAUUUGGCUCGUCUCCAAGUGCUCCGGAAAUAAGGUGCAGGUAGAUAGAGAUGAUUGAUGGAAACAAAGUGUAUCUCGACGAGUAAAAUUGAUUAUAAAAAAAAUUAUCAAAUAGAGUUUCAGAAUAUUUUUUUAUCA
This is a messenger RNA of Prosopis cineraria, 1751 nucleotides long. Its product is annotated as protein BPS1, chloroplastic-like. The transcript has 3 exons. The coding region runs from base 177 to 1217 and encodes 346 amino acids. NCBI's taxonomy places the organism in Eukaryota, Viridiplantae, Streptophyta, Magnoliopsida, Fabales, Fabaceae. The record is from RefSeq and is a predicted model, not a curated record.